AUGAAAUCUGGCUUUUUUUUUUUUUUGGAUUACAUUCAGGGGAAAACUUAUUAUGAUAUUAUCCUAGGCUUUGGGGAUACCCAGACAAUUCCUUUAGGAAUUAGUCAUGAUGUGAAGCAGCCAGCGUUGCUGAGUCAGCACCGUCCAGAAUCGAAACUUUCUUCUAUCAAUCUCCCCAUAACAAACCUCUCUCGUCUUAUAUUCAAACACUUGUCAUAUCUUGAACAUGAGCCGUGGCCGAUAGUUGACCGGGUCCACACCCCCCUAACUUUCUCAUCCAUCGGGAGACUCUCGGGAGAAUAUAUUUUGGCCUGCUCUCAUAGUAUUGCCGAUCUGACUCUGAACAUCAGAACGGCUUACUACGGCAGUGAGAGGUCUAGUUGUUACUCCGACUCCUAUCAUACAGGAAUGCUGCCUGAAUCUAAGUUGUUGGUUUUCGUGGAACGCUCGCAUUGUGAGGAUAUGUGUCAAGACUGCCAUUAUAAGGGCGGCCGGGGAUGGAUUCUCGAUCUGUCAACCCUGAUCAUCAUUCAACCUUCUGGAAUUCUUACUCUGUCACGUGAGCGUACGGUGUACACCGAGAAAGCGGUUAAUUGGCCGGGGAGUCCGUACUACCCCAACGUUUUGACCCGUAUCUCAUUAUGCUUUCUAGACAAGCACCCACACAGCAGCCAGGGCAACUGUGUAAUUCGCACGAUAUCAGCAGUACCAGAUAGAGGAAGGGAGUUCCUGGAGUCUGAUGUUCCUAAUAUAAGAGUCGGUGGUUAUGACAGACUGGCGGAUGGACAUGUGCCAGAGCAAAGAGAGGGUAAGUACGCUCAAGCGUCGAUUCCAGAAGCUCGAAUCCGCCUACCUCGACUGAGGGAAUGGUUCCGUCCUUCGACGCCUGACCCACUCGCCACUUGGUGCUACCCGGAGUACACUACUGCAAACAGAUCAGCCUAUGAAACCCCAAAUGAUAUGAGAUCCUAUUACUUCCAUCAGCGUCUUAUAAAACAAGUGACUAAAGGGGGGGACUUUGGGCGGGGCGAAAAUAUCUACACGGGACGAGGAGUUCAAAGUUACUUCAAAGGCAACCUUCUCCCCAAACUCCACAAAAUCACAAGAUACAAGAGAUCAGGCAUACGGCCAGCCUCCGAUUUAUUUGACAAGGAGCAAGGAUUGAGAGACCAAGAGGAUGGAAAAGACGAGGUUGUUUUUGUACAAUCAUGUCAUGCCGAAACUGUAGUCAUCUCCCUUUCAUCAUCCUGUGAAGCUUUUGGUAGGCGCAGAGAUGAAGAACUGAUCAUGCGUGACUACUGCAAACACACCCACUGCGCUGACGCAAGGCCAAGACAACUGGUCCAAUUGCUAGCAUCGCUCAUAUUAACAUUGAUAUUUGACGUAUCUGGGACGAAAUACCUACCGUUGAGCAUGGGUGCCCUUUCACUCUCAUUCCCAAUUAUCCGAACAGAUCCACAAUCGUCAUCCCCGCUUCUGUAUCCCGUGUAUAUGGGAAGCCUGGUAGUUACCACUGCAUGCGGCUAUGUCGCAUUGAAGGAGAGCAAACGAGAGAUCCUAGAGCUUUCAACUGUUCUGCUCUCAGCCGCGGAGUCCCUUAUGAUUCUAUUCUCAAGUCCGGAUGGAAUGAAAGCCGUGCUCACCAUUUUGCCGGCUGUGUUGUGUUUUUCCAUUUUCCUUAUCGCUAAUGCUUCUAAUCACUAUUGCUUGUACAUUAUUGCAAGACCAUCUGGGAUUGUCAUGAUUUUGCGAAGUGUUGGGACCAGCCUCAUUGGGGAAACUCCCCAGUCUCUCCUCCCGGCUGUGAAGGGGGAUAUCCUCGGAGCUAUUGGGAGUACCAGGGGCAUGAAGAACUGUAUUAAUUGCUAA
Molecule: messenger RNA, 1869 nt
Organism: Lindgomyces ingoldianus
Lineage: Eukaryota; Fungi; Ascomycota; Dothideomycetes; Pleosporales; Lindgomycetaceae
Exons: 16
Coding region: 1-1869 (622 amino acids)
Source: RefSeq, a predicted model, not a curated record